Symbiodinium sp. CCMP2592 is the source of this 3048-nucleotide messenger RNA. NCBI's taxonomy places the organism in Eukaryota, Dinophyceae, Suessiales, Symbiodiniaceae. The record is from the annotation of a GenBank genome assembly.
AUGGCCACGGGCGAGGGCAAGACGCUGGUGGCGAUCCUCGCGGCAUUUCUCAAUGCUCUGGCAGGUCAGGGGGUCCACGUGGUGACUACGAACGAUUACUUGGCCAGACGUGAUGCGCCGUCUCCGUCACUUUGUGGAUUUAUGGCCCUGGCGCCUCUCACAGCCGUGGACAUGGCCCUGAGGCAUCUCAGCCUCCAGGAGCCAAUGUUCAUCCCGACACCAUCCACGCAGCUCUUGGUGAAGCUGUUGCAGACCAAGCCAGACCUGAUGACCUUGAACCGCUGCUUCGAAGCUCCCCUGCAGGCCACAGCCGAAACGAAGUGUGAGGAGCUGGUGCAGCCACUGCCUGCGAAGGGUGCCAAGAAUCCCUACAAGAACAUCUCCAGGAUGGCUAGGCUUGGUCGACGCGGAUCCGCAGGCAGUUUGGACAAGGGUGGUGAUGGAAACGACAGCCGCUGGUGGACAAGGUCGCGCCAGCAGUUGAUGUGCCCGCUCACGAACUUCCCUAUCCAGCUCUUGCCGUACCCGCCGUUCAAGCUCCGCACUGACCCGUCGAAACAGACCCCUCACACGCUCGUGGAUGGGAAGUUUCUGGCUUUGCAGCUCAUCGUUAAUGGGCGAGCUGGGCCAGGAAUCCGGGAGUUGCUUGAUUCGGACCUGACCGCACUCGACGAAUACAUCCAACGCUGCAAACUUGGACCCUUCCGACCUGGCGUGGCUCGAGGUCUGGUGGAGGAGACGACCACUGCGCCGACCCAAGCGGAGCGUGCGCGAGCAGCUCGCUACUGUAGGCCUGUCAGUGAAGAAAACUCGUCGCAGUUGCGCAACGCGUCUGCGCGCACCGGUGCCUGCACCAUGGACUCCGACGAAGAGGAGAUGAAAGCCAUGCGGGCGUCGAAGCGCUACUCCGGCCCCACACGGAAGGCCCCAAAGCCCGAGGAGACUUCGGCAAACAUGGAGGAGACUAGCGGUAACUUCCCUUCUCAGCAGAUGGGAGGCGAUGGCUCCGACACCGAGAUGCCGAUGGAGAUGCAAGAGCUGAAGGGCUUCAACAUGCCUCUGUCCUUUGGAAAGCAGAAGCCCGUAAAGACUGUUGGCCCCGAAGCACACAAUGCUACGCAGCGGGCGCAGAAAGGAGCUCGAGGGCAGGAGAAAGCUGCAAAGUCUGGUGGCGUGCAGUUUGGUCACCGGGCAAAGGAUGCAGCCUCUGUUGCCGGCGCCACCGCCCGCCUGCAUAAGGCAGCUGUAGAGGCGGCAGAGGCGGAGGAGGCUGAAGGCAAAGAGGAGGACAGUCCGACGGGCCCCGUCGUCACCGCGAAGCAGCGUGCCCCGGCACCGGUUGAGGAGCCCGAUGAGCUUCCCGAGCCCGGAAAGGAGAAUGAACUUCUGCCCGUCAGCCAUGAAGUGAACAUUCCAUGCCAUGACAAGGCAGUGACGGCUGUUGGCCUGGAUCCUAAGGGCUCUCGGAUGAUUGCAGGAAGCAUGGACGGAAUGUUCAAGUUCUUCGACUUCCAUGGCAUGUCUGAGGCCAAAGAGUCUUUCCGGAGCCUGGAACCGGUCGAGGGGAAGAUGGCUCAUGCCAUCUCCUUCAGCACCACCGGAGGGCAGGUCUUGGUGGUCAAUGCAGACAUCCAUGCGCGCAUCUACGACCGUGAUGGCUCUACCAAGCCCAUUCAGCAGACAGUUCAGGGUGACAUGUACGUCCGUCAGAUGGAGCACACUAAGGGCCAUACACAGGUUCUGACAUCGGGCAUGUGGCACCCGUUUAGGAGCGAGUUGUUUCUGACAGCCUCUCUGGAUGGCACUAUGCGGAUGUGGGACAUGACUGCAGAUCCUGUUGGCAUGGACCAGGAAUUACCGUCCAUCCAUGUGCUCAAGACGGUAGACCGUCGCAAUGUUUGCGUGGGCGGAGGAUCUGGGAAAACGGGGGGCCUUUACCCCACGUGCUGUGUCUACUCGCCCACCGAUGCGAAGAAGAUUGUCGGUGGUUGCAGUGACGGGUCGGUUCAGCUCUUCUUUGACAAAGCACGCUUCAUGAGGCCUGACAGGAUCCUCAGGAGUGCCCACACAGAAGCUCUUACAGACGUGGGCUUCAUACCGGAGGGCAGCGAGAGCAACCUCCUCGUAACUCGGUCACUGGACAACUCCAUGAAAGUCUGGGACUGCCGGAUGCUCUCAGAUGCCAAGGGCCCUGUGAAGGUCUUCGAUGAUUUGCGAACCGCGCACGAGAAGACCGGCAUCUGCACAUCGCCAGACGGGCGCUACUUGGUGACGGGUACUUCCCUUGCCAAGGGGGCUUUAGGCUCCGCAACCCUGCGAAUCUAUGACGUGAAGACCUUUGGUCUAGUGAAGAGUCUGGACUUCGGCAAGAAGUCGCCGCUCCGCAUAGUGUGGCAGAAAGACUUGAACCAGCUGGUGGUGACCACAACCGUUGGCGAAGUGUUCAUGCUCUACAGCCCUUUCUCUUCCAGGAAAGGUGCGCUUCACUUCGUGGGACGAAAGGCCAAGACCAAGUCCGUGUACAGUAGCAUCGAAGAAGAUGGACAGGGUUCCGGUCCAAUCUUCAACAUGACAGACCCCGCAGAAAUGCAGCGCUUCUACCAGACAGGUCAUGGUGACAUGUAUAAAAUCCGACGAGGAGAGGCUCGAAAGGUGAACAAGAACAUGACGCCAACAAGGCCCGACGAAGCGGGAACGAAGAUGCCAGACCAGAAGUUCGGCGACUUUGCGGCCUUGGCCAUCAAGGCCGGCGCGCAGACGCUGCACUUGAACAACACCCGCGUCACCGACACAGACUCCCAGAAGGCCCUCCUAGAGUACCAGGAUAAGAUCUCAGCAGACAUAGCGAAGACCUCGCUGGUUGAUCGCGCGUAUUCGAACAACCAGCCCACGAAGAUCUUGGACUGGUCGGAAGAGCAGUCGGAGGGUGACAAGCGAAUGAUGUUAGCCAUGAAAGGAGAGUUCUGCCGAAAGUGUGGCAUGAAGAACUGCCGCUGCGUGGACUACUCCAGAUACGGUGAAGGGUCAAAGAAGCAGCGUAUAGCGUAG